Messenger RNA from Sinocyclocheilus rhinocerous, 1552 nucleotides. Its product is annotated as monoacylglycerol lipase ABHD6-like. Lineage: Eukaryota; Metazoa; Chordata; Actinopteri; Cypriniformes; Cyprinidae. The record is from RefSeq and is a predicted model, not a curated record. The coding region runs from base 167 to 1399 and encodes 410 amino acids. Gene Ontology annotation, cellular component: AMPA glutamate receptor complex; membrane. Gene Ontology annotation, biological process: acylglycerol catabolic process. Gene Ontology annotation, molecular function: monoacylglycerol lipase activity. The transcript is spliced from 9 exons.
UUCAUUGGGGUAAGCAGACAGCUGACAUGGACUUUUAUUAAGUUAUAAGGACAGACAGCACACUGACCGGCUAAAGUAUGAUGUUUAAAUGGGACUUUUGGAUCUGUCAUUUAAAACUCCUUGAUUAGAGCUGACUUCACUGUCACACGUCAAUGUAGGAUUAACCAUGAACCACAAACAGAUGCUGCCAGACCCUCCCCCAUCCCUCACCCUCUUUCACUCAGACCUGUACAUAUGGAGUCUUAUAGCAGGACAACAAAGGUAUCUUGAAGUUUUACUGAUAGCAUGUGUAAUAUAUGCCAGUCAUUUCAGCAUUUCUGCUUGUAAUUGUGUGCUGUGUUAUUCUGCAGGGUGUUUACUAGAUAAAAACAGAGUUGCUAUGGAUCAGGAUAUGGUGAAUAUGUUUGCCAUUGCUGCAGGGACUCUUGCUAUUCCUCUCCUCCUUUUCAUGGCCUCUUUUAUGCUGUGGCCAUCAUCACUCAUCGAAGUCUAUUACUGGUACUGGAGGAGAACUCUGGGUCUGCAGGUACGUUAUGCAGACUGCGGGGGUUAUCGCUUCUGUUACUCAUACAGGGGGAAACCAGGCCUCAGGCCCUCUGUACUCAUGCUGCAUGACUUCUCUGCUCACAAGGACACAUGGCUCCCCAUGGUGAAGUACCUUCCCAAACAUCUGCACUUGCUGUGUGUCGACAUGCCGGGGCAUGAGGGUACAACACGUACCAACACAGACGACUAUUCUAUCCAGGGCCAGGUCAAGAGAAUACGGCAGUUUGUAGAGGCCAUUCGGCUAAACAGAAAGCCAUUCCAUCUGGUGGGCACUUCAAUGGGUGGGACUGUGGCAGGAGUGCAUGCAGCCUGUCAUCCCUCAGAUCUCUGCAGUUUGACCCUCAUCUGCCCAACUGGUCUGAGGAACCAAAACGAGAGCAAGUUUGACAGUCAGAUGCAUGAAGUGGAGCACAGCCGGUACACACUGAAUAUUCCUCUUAUUCCAUCCAUCCCGGAGGAGAUGGAGGAGAUGCUGAAGCUUUGUUCUCACGUGCGCUUCAGAGUGCCUCAACAGAUUCUUCAAGGCCUGGUGGAUGUUCGGAUACCACACAAUGACUUUUAUCAUGAAGUUUUCGUGGAAAUUAUGAGUGAAAAUUCAAAAUAUGCCUUGCAUGAGCACAUACAGCAAAUAACGACCCCUUUACAAGUCAUCUGGGGCAAACAGGACCAGGUGGUGGAUGUGUCUGGGGCAGCAGUGCUCACGGAGGCUCUUCCAGGCUGUCGUGUUGAUCUGCUGGAGAACUGCGGUCAUUCUGUUGUGAUGGAGAGACCACGACAAACAGCCAAACUCAUUUUAGAUUUCAGCAUCUCUCAGCAGAGCACAGAGAGUGCCAGCACCAAGAAGAAAUCCUGAGACAGUUCAGGAUAUCAGCCGCAUAUUACUAAAUACUGACCCUGAAGUAUAUAACAAACUUAUCAUUUUCACUCCAAUCAUUUUGCAGUAUGUUCAAAUGCAAACAGCCUUUUGAUCGAUUAAAGGAAAAGAUCAUUCUUAUAAAAAAAAAGU